AUGUCCGGAACCGACGGUAAGGACGGUACCCGCGUCGACCUGCCCCGCUCAUCCAAACGGUUUGGCCCUGACAGCUCUCACGGCCGCGCCAAUCCCUUUAACGCUAUCUCUCCAAUGUCUGCCGGAGUCGCCUCUCCCUCGACCAAUGCCUCCUCUGCCUUCGGCCUAGGCUCCGGAGCAUUCGCCUCAUUCGGCGCUCCCAAGACUCCAGGUGGUUCGUCAGAUGCGAAGCAUCCCGGCGAGAAGCGCGAUUUCUCGGAACAGGAUGAAGCGGCUCGGAUGAAGGCAUUGAUGCAGGCUUCCGUGCCCGGACCUGGUGAACACCCACUCAAGUCAACCUGGAUUGUCUGGUACCGUCCGCCUACACCUAAGUACUCCGACUAUGAAAAGUCGACAGUGCCGCUUGCCUCGAUAUUCUCGGUAGAGAGCUUCUGGGCCGUAUAUUCGCAUUUGAAGCGGCCGUCGCAGCUACCCACGGUGUCAGAUUACCAUAUUUUCAAGAAGGGUAUUCGACCUGUUUGGGAAGAUGAGGCGAAUAAGCGCGGUGGCAAGUGGAUUGUACGAUUGAAGAAGGGUGUGGCUGAUCGGUACUGGGAAGAUCUAUUGCUGGCAAUGGUGGGUGACCAGUUUGCCGAGGCUGGGGAUGAGGUCUGCGGUGCUGUACUGAGCGUGCGUGGUGGCGAGGAUGUGUUGAGUGUAUGGACCCGGAUUGACGGUGGGCGGAACAUUAAGAUCAGGUAUGUUAUUGAAAUUCCACAUUUGGGUAGUAGUAAUCAUGAAACUAAUCCCCAAUUCCACAGAGAAACGAUCAAGCGUCUGCUCGCUUUCCCGGUCGACACCAACAUUGUCUGGAAGAGCCACGAUGAUAGCAUUGCUCAGCGCUCUGCCAUUGACCAAGCCCGUCAGGAAAAGGCCGCGAAUUCUACCAACCCGGGGACUCAUCUAGUUAACGAGCGCCGGCGCGGUCAUGAUGAUGCAGAGAAGGGUAAGGGGGCACCAGCCUCAUAA
This is a messenger RNA of Penicillium malachiteum, 1008 nucleotides long. Its product is annotated as eukaryotic translation initiation factor 4E. Lineage: Eukaryota; Fungi; Ascomycota; Eurotiomycetes; Eurotiales; Aspergillaceae. The transcript has a single exon. Gene Ontology annotation, biological process: translational initiation. Bases 1 to 1008 code for a protein of 335 amino acids. The record is from RefSeq and is a predicted model, not a curated record. Gene Ontology annotation, molecular function: RNA 7-methylguanosine cap binding; translation initiation factor activity. Gene Ontology annotation, cellular component: cytoplasm; eukaryotic translation initiation factor 4F complex.